This is a messenger RNA of Rotaria sp. Silwood1, 486 nucleotides long. Lineage: Eukaryota; Metazoa; Rotifera; Eurotatoria; Philodinida; Philodinidae. The record is from the annotation of a GenBank genome assembly.
AUGAUAUUUUCAUGCAUAAUUAUUAAUUGGCCGAUUCAUUUUCUUUCUAAACAAAUUAAUCGAUGGAAUGAAUUAGACUUGAAUAUAAAAUUAAAAGCUCAAGUUGGUCAUUCAACAAAUUUUCUUGACUUAUGCAUAGAAAAUAAAAAUGGUGAAUUAUUUACAAAGGUUUAUCACAAACCAUCGUAUGAACCAUAUUAUUUACCAUUUAAUAGUUUUCAUCCAAUACAUAUGAAAAUGAAUAUUCCAUAUGCUAUGUUAAUUCAUGCGAUUAAGUAUUGUUCAACAUUGGAAACAUAUUUAAAUGAACGUGAAAAAUUAAGAAUGACUUUAUUAUUAAAUAAAUAUCCUGGUGAAUUUACAGAGAAACAAUUCAGCAGAGUAUUUCAAAUACAUAUUUUGAUGCAGCCAUUAUCGACAAGCAAUUAUAAAACAUUACGAGAGAAAUUAAUUGAUUUAGAUAAAAAAGAAAAAAAUUCCAAUUGA